Molecule: messenger RNA, 2022 nt
Organism: Daktulosphaira vitifoliae (grape phylloxera)
Lineage: Eukaryota; Metazoa; Arthropoda; Insecta; Hemiptera; Phylloxeridae
Gene: DCAF12
Product: DDB1- and CUL4-associated factor 12 homolog
Exons: 6
Coding region: 251-1633 (460 amino acids)
Cellular component (GO): Cul4-RING E3 ubiquitin ligase complex
Molecular function (GO): protein binding
Source: RefSeq, a predicted model, not a curated record
CAGAAAUUGUGAUUAAAUCACCAACAUCGGUAAAAUUCUUUUAAGUUAUUAUUUUGAUUGUCAUACUAAUGUUUUGUUAAUUUGUUAACAGUUAUAAUUUUUUCAGUUAUUUAUGACUGGUAUGUUAACUUUAUUUUAUAUUUAAAUGAUUUUCAUUUCCAUUACAGUUUUAAUAGAUAGAAAUAUUCUGUAAUGUAUUGAAUAUUAAAAAUACAAGGAAUCAAGACGUUUUUAAUUACAUUCUAAAAAAAUGGCUCAAACUCGGCGUGUGCCUAUUUUUGGUUCACGGCCACCUUGUGCGUAUCAAUCUCGCCUUGAUGAACGUAGUGUUCAAUUACGAAUGGCUAGAAUGGAACGAUCUAGAAAAUCGGAUAAACCUGAAGAUUUUGUCUGCUAUGAGGACUCUGAAGAAGAAGAAGAGAGUACUAUGUCAUUAUGUACCAUGUUAAACUCUUCUUAUAAUUUUGUUGACUAUAUAAGAAAUAGAGAAUAUGGUAUGAAAGAAUAUAGGACUGUUAAUCAAAAUCAUGGUACAAGACAUAUCCUUACACAUGAUUUAUUCAAAGAACGGUCUAUCCCUCUAAAAACCAUGAAUAAAGUAUUCUGUUCACAAUGGCUCAGUAGUAAACAAAUAGUUUUUGGGACCAAGUGCAAUAAACUAAUGGUAUACAAUGUCAAAUCACAUGAACUUGAUCAAAUACCAUCUAUUAAAGGAAGAGUUGAUGAAGCUGUUGAUCAACAAAGUGGCAUUCAUUCAUUAAAAAUUAAUCCAUCUAGAACAUUACUUGCAACAGGCGCUUACAAUUCAAAUGAAAUUGCUGUUUACAGGUUACCCACUUUAGAUCCUAUUGUAUUAGCCGAGGGUGCUCAUAAAGAUUGGAUUUUUGAUAUUGAGUGGAUAGAUGAUGAGUUUUUUGUUAGUGGAUCACGUGAUACUAAAUUAGCCUUAUGGCAAGUUCAGGAUAGGUAUGAAGAACAAUAUGAUGCUGAUGGUGAUCUCAUACAACCAGUAACACAAUUUCUCAACCCUACAGUAAUCAGAAGUUGUAAAACUGCACAAAAAGUCCGUGCUAUUACAUUUAAUAAAAAUUUAAAAGAAAUGGUCACCUUAUCUCUAAAUGGUUAUGUUCAUAUUUGGGAUGUUGAAAGGUUUAGACAGAAAUUUUCAAGAAGAUUAUCAUCUUGUCAAGAUAAUGUUUGUAUGGCCAUGAAAAUUGAUAGUAGCUUAUAUGCAGUUGGUUGUCGAUCAUACACUUUAUUACUAGAUUCAAGAACACUUCAUACUAUAAAAAAAAUUCCUGCCAGAUAUAGUGGCUGUGGUAUUAGAUCUUUAAGUUUUCAAGAUAAUGUAAUAACAAUUGGCACUGGUGUUGGAGUUAUAAUGUUUUAUGAUAUACGAGCAGGAAAGUAUUUAGAAUCCAGUAUCAAUUCAAGUAGAGCUGUAGUAUUAAAAACAAGUAGAGGUUAUGUGUACCCAGAUGAAGAUUUUAUGAUGGACCAAGGAUUUCAACAAGUUAAAUAUACUCCAGCGAUAUAUACACAUUGUUAUGAUUACUCCGGCACAAGACUAUUUUCAGCAGGUGGACCAUUGCCUGCUAAUCUUUGUGGCAACUAUGCUGGAUUGUGGCAAUAAACUCAUUAUUGAUUACUAUCAAUAAUAUUAUACUUCUGUCAAUUAAAACUACAGUUAUAUGAUUAGUUUAUCAUGUUCUUAUUAAAGUGAAAUGUAGUAAAAUAAUUUUUCAGAAUAUAUGUUUAGUGCAUUAUAACACUUGUUAUUUUUGUCCUGUUGAAACAUUUGUAAUGAUACGAUUUCUUGAUGUUAAGAUUUUUUAUGUAUGAGACAACAGUUAAUGAAUGAGAAAUCUAUGAAAUUAUGUCACCUAAUUUUAAUAUCGUACAAUUUUAGAUCAUAUAAUUUAUUGUAAACCUUUUUCAAAUCACUUUUUUUUGUGUACUUCAUUUUUGAAAUGUUUGUAAAAAAAUUAUUAUAUAGUGUGUAUAAAUAUUUAUAUCAAUAAU